Juglans regia (Persian walnut) is the source of this 936-nucleotide messenger RNA. RefSeq names its product protein DMP4-like. Lineage: Eukaryota; Viridiplantae; Streptophyta; Magnoliopsida; Fagales; Juglandaceae. The record is from RefSeq and is a predicted model, not a curated record. The transcript has a single exon. Gene Ontology annotation, biological process: endomembrane system organization. The coding region runs from base 68 to 700 and encodes 210 amino acids.
UGUUAAUACAAAUUUACACGAGGAAAUAAAAACAAAGGGAAAAGAGAAUUGAUCUAGGUUCUGUGGCAUGGAGAUUAAGGUCAUGCAAUCUGAUUCCCAGAAUACUCAUGAUGAAUCAAAACAUCCCCUCUUGAGAGAUGGAGUUGAAACAGAGGAAAAAACACCGAUACAGAAGGCCAUUAGCCAGACAUUUCAGAGCACAGCUCAUUUGGCCAAUCUCUUACCUACAGGAUCAGUCAUGGCUUUCCAACUUCUAUCACCCAUUUUCACAAACCAAGGUAAAUGUGACCCAGUUGGCCGGUUCAUGACUGCUGCACUCGUGACCCUCUGUGGAGUAUCAUGUUUCCUGCUAAGCUUUACCGAUAGCUUUAGGGACAACAAGGGAAGUGUUUGUUAUGGUUUUGCCACAUUCCGGGGCCUCUUGGUCAUUGAUGGGUCUGCAAAUCUUUCACCUGAGGUUGCUGCAAAUUUUCGGCUGCGCUUCAUAGAUUUCAUGCAUGCCUUCAUGUCGAUACUGGUAUUUGUAGCAGUUGCACUGUUUGAUAAGAAUGUGGUGAGUUGCUUCUUCCCGACACCAUCCCAUACGACCCAAGAGAUUCUUACAAGAUUGCCAGUCGGAAUUGGUGUCGUUUGCAGUAUGAUGUUUGUUGUGUUUCCCACGAAGCGCCAUGGAAUUGGCUUCCCCCUCUCUCUAAAUUAACAAAAGUAGGUUCACCGCACCCAGAACUUCUGCCUCCACCCUGCAAGCAGCAGUGACAGGAAUAAAAUAAUAACCAAUAUUGAUUCAAGAUGCAAGCUGCCUUGGAAACUCAGCUUUUGUUUGCUUUCUGUAUGUACCUCUCUGCCUUCAUAAGUGUUGAUAUCUUUUCAUUUAAAUUUCUGGAACGAGUGUUGUCUUCUCUUUGAUGUAUAUCAAUGUUAAACGAUUCCAUGCGA